Apiotrichum porosum is the source of this 1146-nucleotide messenger RNA. RefSeq lists its product as uncharacterized. The transcript has 7 exons. The coding region runs from base 1 to 1146 and encodes 381 amino acids. The record is from RefSeq and is a predicted model, not a curated record. NCBI's taxonomy places the organism in Eukaryota, Fungi, Basidiomycota, Tremellomycetes, Trichosporonales, Trichosporonaceae.
AUGACUCCCCUCACGCAGGCAUUGACAAAGCGUCUCUCAACAUCGGGGACAGCUCCCUCGCGCCCCGAUCGUCGCUCGUUGAGCAGUAACUCCGCCAACGUCAGCAAAGGUCGUGGCGAGGGCGACUCCUCCCCAACCAGCUGGGCCAGGGACGCUCGUCAUGACACCGCCGACGUCCAGAACGAGCAGGAAACCAAGAUAUUGACACUCGAGUCCGAACUCGCGAGCCUACGCCGGCAACUGCGCGCGCGCCCAACCGAGGAAGAACUCGAGGAUAUGCGCAAGGAGUGGCAAACCAGCGAGGAUCUGUUCUCCCAGAGUCAAAAGGACAAUGAGCAGAAGCACGCCACUAUUGAGAUGAUGAGGCAAUACGUCAAGGCGCUGGAGACCAAACUGGAAGACACACUCGGGGCGGACUGGAGGGACUGCUGCGACUUUGCCCCGCCGCCGGCCAACUCGACAAUCACGUCACGAACUCCGCUCCCCAAACCCGCUCCCGCCCCGCGUUCUACGUCCAUGCAGCGCUCGUCUCGCACAUCUCGCGGUAUUUCGGCGUCUGACGUUGCCCGCUUGCGCGAGCUGGGUGUCUCCACCACCACCGCCGACAAGACGACGCCGUCCAGCGCACUGCGUAAACUCGAGGGAAAGCUGGACGGGAUCUACGAGUCCAACUCUGUGGCUGACGGCGGCCUGGAAUUCUCCACCUCCACAGCCUCGACCGUCGACUGCGCCAGUGUCGAGAUGCUCGUGUCGCCAUUACCUGCCGUCGCCUCGCCCCGGGUGGCGUCUGGGCCGUCUGGCCUCUCAGGUUUGCCCCGUUCAUCUGCGGCGGUGACCAACCUCAACUCGCCCCCCAUUCCCCCCGCCUUCACAUCGCCCUCUUUCCCAGGCUCACACCACGGUGCCGCCCAGGCCCAGAUCCUGGAACAAGUCGCUGCGCUGAUGGGUAUGGUGAAGGCUCUUCCUGGCACGGUAAACAAGCUCCAGGACAACGACCGGGCCGAAGAGCGCGAGAGGAUCGAGACGCAAAAGGCGGCAAUGCUUGACAUGCUCGACGCGGCGGAGAUGAGGGCGGACGCCAGAGAGAUGCGCCUGCAAGGGCUAUUGGCAGAGGCGAAGACAUGCAGUGGGCAGAUGGGUUGGUAG